Hemicordylus capensis (graceful crag lizard) is the source of this 5676-nucleotide messenger RNA. RefSeq names its product cyclin dependent kinase 13 (gene CDK13). The record is from RefSeq and is a predicted model, not a curated record. NCBI's taxonomy places the organism in Eukaryota, Metazoa, Chordata, Lepidosauria, Squamata, Cordylidae. The coding region runs from base 1 to 4683 and encodes 1560 amino acids. Gene Ontology annotation, biological process: transcription elongation by RNA polymerase II; positive regulation of transcription elongation by RNA polymerase II; protein phosphorylation. Gene Ontology annotation, cellular component: nucleus; cyclin/CDK positive transcription elongation factor complex. The transcript has 14 exons. Gene Ontology annotation, molecular function: cyclin-dependent protein serine/threonine kinase activity; ATP binding; RNA polymerase II CTD heptapeptide repeat kinase activity.
AUGCCGAGCACCUCGGAGGCGGCGGCGGCGGCGUCCGGAGGCGGGAGCGGCGUCCGGGGCUGGGGUGGUGGCUCCGAAUCGCCGGUGGCGGAGAAGAAGCAGAAGCGUCUGUAUCCGCAGCGGCGGCGGAAGCGCUACUCCUCGAAGCAGAAGCAGCAGCAGCUGCCGCCCCCGCUGCCUCCUUCUCCCGUGGCGGGCCCGCCAGCCCCUUCGCUGCUGUGCCCGCUGCUGCAGCCCUCGGUCCUGCAGCCGCCGCUGCCGCCGCAGUCCGUGCUGUUCUUCGAGGCUACCGGCGGCGACGCCUCCUCCUGCUGCGGGGAAGUGGGGGAUCGGAAGCGGCCGCGGGCCAAGUGGCGCUCGGGCUCUUGGCACAAGCGGUGGCGCGGCAGGUUAGGGGUUGGUGGGGGCGGCAGCUCUGGGGCGGGACUCACGGUCUCGGAGCGGCGCGGGAGCGGGGCGGGCCUGGGGCCACUGGUGGAGGCGUCGGCCGAGGAGUACGACGACGUAAGCUCUCAGUCUGAGGGGCCGCUUGGCGGCGGAACGGCCGGGGCGGGGAGCGGCGGGGGGAGCCCGGCUUCCUCCGGUGGUGGCGGCGGCGGGAGCCUGCAACGCCCGGGCUGCGCCGAGUCGGAUCGGAGCAACCGGCGACCGCGCAGGGAGCACCGCAGCAGCAGGGGUCGACGCUCCCGGGAGCGACACCGGGAGCACCGCAGGCGGGGGGAGGAAAAGGACAAGGCACCGCAGCAGGAGGGGGCGGCGGCCGCGGUCGUCCGGGGGGGAGCCGAGGCUUCCUCUUCCUCCUCCAAGUCCCGCAGCCGCCACAACCACAGCGGCGGCCAGGACCGAGAGGCUACCCGGAGUGGCGGCGGCGGCAGCGACGGCCGCAGGAAGGGUUCAGCUGCCAAGCCCAGCAGCGGCAGGAAAGAGAGGGAGAGUAAGACUAAGGCCCGCCGGAGCCGCACCAAAGCGGCCAAAGAGCCCCCCUCGGUGUACAAGGACCCACCCAAGGCCUACCGAGAGGACAAGACCGAGCCCAGAGCCUACAGGAGGCAGCGAUCGUCCCCCAGUCCCUGCCGGGAUGACAGCCCUCUUGGCCACAGGGCCUCGCAAGGUCAGCGGAGCCGCAAGUCGCCCAGUCCCCGCUCUUCUCUCAGCCCUUAUCGGCGUCGGUCGCCCAGCUACAGCCGGCACAGCUCCUACGAGCGCGGCGGGGAUGUGUCGCCCAGUCCCUACAGUAGUUGGCGCCGCUCCCGCAGCCCCUACAGUCCAGCCAUCAGGAGAUCGGCAAAGUCCCGAAGCAGAAGCCCUUACUCAAGGCAUUCAAGAUCUCGCAGUAGGCACAGAUUAUCAAGAUCCAGAAGCCGGCAGUCAAGUAUUUCUCCUAGCACUCUGACUCUAAAAAGUAGCCUGGCUGCGGAGUUGAACAAGAACAAAAAAGCUAGAGCUGCAGAGGCAGCCAAAGCCAAUGCAAAAGCUUCAAACACCUCUACACCUACUAAGGGAAGCACAGACACUGGGGUGACUGUACCGCAAGUGAACAGUGUGAAGGAACUGAAAAAGACAAAAACAGAGCAUGUACGUUCACCAUUGGGUGUUUCAGCCCUGAAAAAUGAUAAGACAAAGGCAAAAAUCCCCGUUCCGGAGACAAAGGCUGAAAACAACGUGAUUGUAGAGAAAGCUGCUAAACAAAAAGUUUCAGUGGUGAAGGAGAGUAAAUCAACACCUGUGAAACAGCCACAGCUACCGCUGCCACCGCCACCACCACCACAGCCUGUUGCAGUGAAAGAGAAAAAUAAGCCGCAUCCCCCAAGUGCAGCACCCAAGGAAAAAGAGCGCAGUACUGCACUAAUAACUUCCACGCUGCCACCCCUGCCUCUUCCUCCUAUGCUGCCUGAAGAGAAAGAUACAGAUUAUUUGCAAGGGAACAUUUCUGUGAAAGCAGUUAAAAAAGAAGUGGAGAAGAAGUUACGCCACUUGCUUGCAGACCUACCACUGCCCCCUGAGUUGCCUGGAGGAGAUGAGGCAUCCAGAAGCCCCGAAGAGAAGAAGAUACCAGUGCAGCCACAUCCUAAAAAGAGGCCGAAGAUAUGUGGACCACGCCACGGUGAAACAAAGCAAAAAGAAAUUGACUGGGGGAAGCGUUGUGUGGAUAAAUUUGAUAUCAUUGGCAUUAUUGGAGAAGGCACUUAUGGGCAAGUUUACAAAGCAAGGGAUAAGGAUACAGGAGAAAUGGUGGCCCUAAAGAAGGUACGGUUGGAUAAUGAGAAGGAAGGAUUUCCAAUUACAGCUAUUCGAGAAAUUAAGAUUCUUCGACAACUUACUCACCAAAGUAUAAUCAACAUGAAGGAAAUUGUGACAGAUAAGGAGGAUGCUCUAGACUUCAAGAAGGACAAAGGUGCUUUUUAUCUUGUAUUUGAAUAUAUGGAUCAUGAUUUGAUGGGGCUCCUGGAAUCUGGUUUGGUUCAUUUUGAUGAAAACCAUAUAAAAUCCUUCAUGAGACAGCUGAUGGAAGGUUUGGAUUACUGUCAUAAGAAGAAUUUCUUGCACAGAGAUAUAAAGUGUUCCAACAUCUUAUUGAACAACAGAGGGCAGAUCAAACUUGCAGAUUUUGGGCUUGCUCGGUUGUAUAGCUCUGAGGAGAGUCGGCCAUAUACCAACAAAGUUAUCACUCUGUGGUAUCGUCCCCCCGAACUUUUGCUAGGCGAGGAACGAUACACACCUGCCAUUGAUGUCUGGAGCUGUGGAUGCAUACUGGGUGAACUUUUUACUAAGAAGCCAAUAUUCCAAGCAAACCAGGAACUUGCUCAGCUGGAAUUGAUAAGCCGCAUAUGUGGGAGCCCUUGUCCUGCAGUAUGGCCUGAUGUGAUAAAAUUGGCAUAUUUCAACACCAUGAAACCAAAGAAGCAGUAUCGGCGAAGACUGAGAGAAGAAUUUGCUUUCAUUCCCUCAGCUGCACUAGACCUCUUUGAUUAUAUGCUUGCUCUGGAUCCCAGCAAGCGCUGCACAGCUGAACAGGCUCUUCAGUGUGAAUUUCUGCGAGACGUGGACCCUUCAAAGAUGCCUCCGCCAGACCUUCCGUUAUGGCAAGAUUGCCAUGAGUUAUGGAGUAAGAAGCGCAGAAGGCAGAAGCAGAUGGGCAUGACUGACGAUGCAGCUAAAAUUCCCAGGAAGGAUCUGUCCUUGGGCAUGGAUGACAGCAGAGCCAACACCCCUCAGGGCCUGCAGACCUCUUCGCAGAUGAAAAUGCAAGGCAAUUCUAACAUAGCACUUGUGAAAGGAGGCAGUGGACAUCCGCUGAAUCAAAAUGAAGUAGCCAUUCUCCUAAAUCUGUUGCAGUCUAAAACCUGUGUUAACAUGGCACAGUUUGCUCAAGUGCUGAACAUUAAGGUGAAUCCUGAGACUGAACAACAGCUGAAUAAAAUAAGCCUUCCUGCUGGCAUUUUGGAAGCUGGGGAAAAACAGUCUGAGCAGCAGCAGCAGCAGCUACCGCCACCCCAACCAGCACCGCUGCCUCCUUCACCAGACCAAGAGCCCUUAAAACAAACUGCAGCCCCUCAGCCUCCUGCACAGCCCACACAGUUGACCCAAACAAAAGUUGACACGGAGGUUACCCAAGCAGCUGUGCAGAGUACGUUUGCUGUUCUCCUAUCUCAGUUAUUAAAGACUCAGCAAGUGAAGCAAAAAGAAAGUGUAUUAGAAGAGAAGGAGAAUGGAUCAGGAAACGAAAUGCCAUCACAUCCAAGGCAGCCUCCAGAGCCAAGUACGCCUGCAUCUGGCAACUGGGAAGAUGCAGAAUCUCCAGCAUCUAUUUACCCCCAUCUUAUCAAAUCAUUGUACACAUGUGCAGGACAAGAUGACUUGACCAGACAGCCUGAGCUGAGGCCUCAAACUCCAGAAGAACGACCUCGCAUCUUGCCCCCAGAUCAACGGCCCCCUGAGCCACCAGAACCACCGCCUGUCACUGAAGAAGACCUUGAUUAUCGGACAGUGAACCAACACUUGUCUUCAGGGAUGGAUCCUCAUGCUGGAGUGAAAGCAGCUCUUCUACAGCUGCUUGCUCAUCAUCAGGCCCAAACAACAACUGAGCAACCAGCAACAUCCAGUGUAGAUUUCCAGUCCAGAGACUCCUUUGUAACAGGCCCGGACUACGACGAUGGUUUUGGAUCUUCUGCAUUUUCUUCUGCCCACUACAGCAGCAGUGAUGGAAUAGGAAGUGGAUCCUCUGGGACACUCGAAAGGGGCAACUUCAUUGGGAACUCAGAGGUUCAACCCUUGGAGAACUACAAUACUGCUUCAUCUCACUCUAGUGGUGCCCCUCCACCUCCUGCCUUUUCAGAACCAUUUCAUAGCUCAGUAACUGGUUAUGGAGACAUUUACCUCAACACUGGUCCCCUGCUAUUUAGUGGUGACAAGGACCAUAGAUUUGAAUAUAGCCAUGGUCCUAUCACUGUUCUGGGCAACAGUGGUGACACUUCCACAGGAUCUGAAAGUACUCACACUCUGUCCACAAAAAUGCAGAACUAUAGCUAUGGAAGUAAUUUACCAGACCCCCCUGGUAGUGUUGGUCAUAUGCACGGGCAAACUUGGACUUCUCCUGCCCAAGGACCUGGAUACUCACAAGGAUACCGGGGACAUAUUAGCACAUCAACAGUCAGAGGACGAGGCAGAGGAUUGCCAUAUUGAGCAUCUAUUUCAUGUUUUCCCUCAGGCACAUCAUUUUUACCUGGAAAGACUUUGUAGCUGUGAUUUCAAAGCAGCAAUCCAACAGACUUGAAUAAUGUUAAUUCGACAGCUUUAUUUUUAUGUGGAAAAGGGUCUUGCAUACAAUAGGAAACUGCUUACAAUUCAUGCUGUUCUGAAAAACCAGAUUAAUCAAUUGUACAUCUUUGCAAAUUCUAGCUAUAAAUUUUAUAUUUUGGCAGUUUUAAGUCAAUGCUAAAUUUAGGGACAUCAGCUUUUUAUGGCACUCUGUCAGAUCUGAACUAUGCACACAUGUGCUUUUUUGUAAGUUUGGACCAACUUUUAUGUAAAAAAUUUUACAACAAUCAAAGCAGGGCACUGAUUUAUUUGGUAUUUCUUUUUACAAAACUACCUUUAGUCAAAAAGUCACUGUCAGUCUUUGCACUGCUUUCAGUGUUAUCUGUGGAAGGUGUUUUGUGCUCAUUGACAAUAAAACACAGUCUCUCUUGAUACAACAGUUUUAUAUAUAUUUGGACAUUGAUUUGAUUUACGUUCAAAGCCAUUCAUCUAGUUAAAGAAUCCUGUCCAUCUUCCCAGUGUUUGUAUAAAAACUGUUUUACUUGAAUGGUAAGUGCCUUAACAAUGUAAGCUUAAGGUCUGAAGAACAUUUCAUUAAAUUUAAGAAAGUUGUUUGAAGGUACUUUGUAGUUUGAUACAAAGAUUUAAUAUUUACACUACAUUGAUAGUAAUUUAUGGACAAAUGGGAUAGAUGGCAUGUUUAUGAAUUCUUGUGUGCCGUUAUAGAUUAGUCAAAUUAAGAAACACUUGAAUUUCUCUUUCCUUGAGUUACAACUGUUCGCCCUGGUGAACUGGAGUGAGGUAAAAUAAGAAUGUAUGGACAGUAAUGAAGAAAGGUAGGUUUCCUUCAAUUUUCUGUAAGAGCUCUUACUCGAAUUCCUUUACCAAAUAAAACUUAGUGUCCUGUUUUAUUCAAAA